ACCUCCGGAGGCUUUGGGGGGCUCUGAGCACACUGUGCCUGCCCGCGGGACUGAAGCAGUUCCAUGACACUGGCGCUGGGGCUGCUGCUGGGGCUCCUCUGUGGGGUCACGAGUGGGCUCCACUCCCUGCGCUAUUUCCACCUGGCAGUGUCAGAGCCCAGCCGGGGGCUGCCCCAGUUUGUGUCUGUGGGGUGCAUGGACGGGAGCCCCAUCACUCGCUACGACAGUGAGAGGAGGAGGAUGGAGCCCCUGGUGCAGUGGAUGAAGGCCAACCUGGACCAGCAGUACUGGGAUGGCCAAACCCAGCUAGGGCACAGCAACCAAGAGAUUGCCCUCCUGAGCCUGGGGAGAGUGCAGGGACGCUACAACCAGAGUGGGAGGGCUCACACGCUGCAGGAAAUGAUUGGCUGUGACCUGCUGGAGGAUGGCAGCACCAGAGGGUACUAUCAGAGUGCCUAUGAUGGGAAGGACUUCAUUGCCUUGGACAAGGACUCCAUGAGCUUCAGCGCGGCGGACGCGGCAGCUGUGGUCACCAAGAGGAAGUGGGAGGAGGAUGGGACAGUGGCUGAGGAGAUGAAGCACUACCUGGAGAACACCUGCAUGGAGUGGCUGAGGAGAUACCUGAGCUAUGGGCAGGCUGAGCUGGAGAGGAAAGAGCCUCCCACGGUUCGAGUGAUCAGGAAGGAGACCCAGGGGACCCUGACCUUGUCCUGCCGCGUUUAUGGCUUCUACCCGCGGCCCAUCGCCGUCAGCUGGCUGAAGGGCACCGAGGUGCGGGACCAGGACACCCAGCGGGGCAGCAUCGCCCCCAACAGCGACGGCACCUUCUUCACCUGGGCCUCCAUCGAGGUCCUGCCGCAGGAGCGGGACCUCUACCGCUGCCGAGUGGAGCACUCCAGCCUGCCCCAGCCCGGCCUCUAUUCCUGGGAGCCGCAGGCGCCGCCGCUGUCCAUGGUGCUGGCGGUGGUCGCGGCGAUGUUCGCCGCCUUGGCUGUCGUCGGGAUCGGGAUCGGCGUCUGGAAGCGGAGAUCAGGGCAGCAGCUGAAGGGCUACAACCUGACCGCACCGGGUGAGUAGCUGCCGCUGCCUGAGCACUGCCACAAGGACCAGCCUCGCCCUGCCUCCAGCAGCUUCUCCCAGGUCCCACCACACCUCCACCACCCUCAGCAAUAUGUUUGGUCUCCAUUUUGGGAUCACCUCCAGCUGCCACCUGCUGCCUUCUGCUUGGGGUUCUCCUGGCUGGUCA
Indicator indicator is the source of this 1246-nucleotide messenger RNA. RefSeq names its product class I histocompatibility antigen, F10 alpha chain-like. The coding region runs from base 64 to 1077 and encodes 337 amino acids. Gene Ontology annotation, biological process: immune response. Gene Ontology annotation, cellular component: external side of plasma membrane. The transcript is spliced from 7 exons. Lineage: Eukaryota; Metazoa; Chordata; Aves; Piciformes; Indicatoridae. The record is from RefSeq and is a predicted model, not a curated record.